AUGGCCUACAAUCAGGCAAGAAUCAAGAACAGAGCAUUUGGAAUAGAUCUCCUGUUCACUAUGAAGGCCGCCGGCAACAACAAUAACAACAACAACAGCGGGGGCCGCCUGGGGGGCAAACCUGGGCUGGAGGCGGAGCCAUCCCUCCUGGACAAACAUCGCGCCCCCACCUCCCCCAGACAAAUCCACCCUGUUUGUGAGGAGAAGCUCCACCUGGUCGCCUACGACGGCGAAAUGGGGUACGGGGGUGAGACACUAUCUCGCGGCGGUCCAAUGUACCCCCUAGCGCCAAACAUCUGUGUGGAAGCGGGUCGCAUCGAGUUCAUAAAACCGCCGCUAGAGUGUGUGCCUCCUGCCCCACCCCCUCCCACUACCACCGAGUACAACAAGGCGCCGCUAGAUGUCAUCGUCACCCCGCCACAAGAGAAAACCGAUCUCGCUAAGGAAUGUCUGGAGGCGCGAGUGCUGGAACUGGAGGCGGCUCUGGAAGCGGAGAGGAAGGCAACCCAGAGGGAGAGGCUGCUGGCGACCAAACUGCAGAGGCAACUGGCUAGGCGCGAGGUGCUCCAGCGUGACGUGGAUCGCGAGCGUAGACUGCGGCUCGACUCCGAGUGUAGGUUACGGAACUCCGCUUCCGAAGCAGAGCGAUGUCGCGCCCGCCUCGCAACACUCCAGAGGGAGUUCUCAAGGAUGGAAGAGACUGUCCGGUCCAUGCUCCAGUAUAAGACGCGCUAUGACCAGUUGAAGCAAGAUAAACAUCAACUUACAAUAGCUUACGAGAACCGAGUUCAACAAUUCCAAAACACGUUGUCUAAGCUGAACCAGGAGAACGAGGCCCUGAAGAAACAACUCCACGCACUCGAAGCUGCCGGUGCUGGAGAGGUACAGAACGCUUUGGUGGAGCGACUCCGAGUGCUGGAACUGGACAACAGUUCGCUGACGAGAGAGAGCGAACUCCAGAGACGACAGUACGAGCGGUGUCUGGACGACGUAGCCAAUCAGGUGGUGCGAGCACUUCUGGCUCAGAAGGCUCUUCGGGAGGAAAUCGGAACAUUACAGCAGCGAGUGAGAGACUUGGAGACUCAGAACCGGACUCUGACCUCGCUACUGUUACAACAGCUGACUGCAGCCACAACCACAGAACAGCCUAGGCCUAAACCCUCUAUUAAGUUCGCCUUGCCCGCGCCAGGACGGCCGGCGAGUUGUGACGACGCACGACUACGCCGCUGGGAAGACUCUGUUGUCUGGUUGCCCUUGCAACGUCCGACCAGUCUCAGCCUGGAGACCUGCUGUCAGUACCGACAUCGGCCAGUCCCUCAGCUCGGUGGCAAGGAGGAGGAUGAAGGAAGCGAGAGCCCCGAGUCGGGGAACCGAGAUGAAGGCUACUCCACGAUGUCCAGUGAUGUCCAAGGUUUGGCAGAAGUUCCCCGCAGAGGCUUGGAGGAGCUCAAGGAGGCUUCUGAUGAGACAGACUCUGGGCCUCUUCCUCUCGAUACCACUUCAUCCUCGCCAGACAGAUUACCAGAGCCAGAUAUGGUGCUGAUUCCACUGAGUUUGGCACUGAGUGUAGGAAGUGCUGCCAACCGCCACAGUUUCCCACCAGUCAAGGAGUUGCUGCCAUUUCAACACGUAAUGCGCAGCUUCUCUGACUCCCACCUGUGCCUUAAGUUGGCACCAUCUACAGCAGCAUCUAGUUAUUCACUCGCGUCUGCCGAGUCAGUGGUUCUCCUGGAACGUCACCAGAGUGCACCACUGCACCGUGCUCGAGCCGCUGGCAGUCUGCUGGCCACCACUCUUCUAGAGGAAGAGGAUGAUUCUGGCUCUUGGUGUAGUGGUGACUGGUGGGAUGCAGACUAUGUGCAGCACUGGCUACGGCUGGACGAGACUCGUUCAGCUCUCCAGCAGCAGAUGGAGUAUGACACUGCAGAACUGGAGGACUGGAGUAUGGAGGAGGAAGUGUGGAGACGGGAACCUCUCACACACAGCCAGACCUUGCCCAGCAUCCAGGAAUCUACUCAGGCAGAAUUGGAGGAUGACUCCAGUGAGUGUCUUUGGAACUCCAGCUACUUGGUGGAUCAGCUGACAGUGCCAGAUGGAGAUACGGGUAGAGUGUGGCCAUACAACAACCGGUGUCUCAUCUCACCCGGAGGGGACUCUUGGUCUAGUGCGGGAACCUCCGAGGAUGGGCGAUCGCUCAAUGAUUGCCUCAACAGCGGGUCAAAACGCUCCUCAACUGCCUUGAGCACUGACAGUGGCGAACUUCCAGCUGUGGGGACAGAUUUUACCAGAGACUUUUAUAGAUUAGUGAAAUUCGAAAGUACAAAAAGUUUAGCAUCAACCUCCUCCCGGAGUCAAGCUGGAGGGGAUUCAUUCAGGAGAGGGGAUGUUCCGGUCAGUAUGCCCCUCUCUUCUGAUAGAGAACAAGCCUUGCAGAGUGUUCUCCACUUCAUAGCUGAGCAGCAGCAAUACGUGUUGUCUCGAGAAGUUCUAGAUACAAGACCGUCUGAAAUCAGUUUGGAGGAGAUGUCACCUGACAACAGUGAAGAGUUUUCUUCAAAAGGGACUCCAGGUGAAGCACCACAAAUCAGCGACGAAGUAAAAAUAUCAACAGUUGCGGACAGUGAAGCACAAAACAGCCUGAGAAAGAAAAGGCCACUUAGUUCAGAAACCUUUUUAAAUGAGUACAAUGCGAGUUCACAAAAAAACAGUGAAGAUUUGAAAUCUGUUCCAAAUGAUAUCUCCUGUAAAAAAGACAUAGGUACUGUUAAAAUUCCAAACGGUCCUACUUCAGAACAGGAUUCACAAAAUGAGAGUAAUGUUCCUUUAGAUAAGUUAAGAAAUAAACCUGAACUACCAGAAGAUGAAAGCCAAAGUUGUGUGAAAAACACACAAGAAAAAGUGAAAGUUACUGAGUGUUUUUUAGACCAAAACGAACAAUCAACCGUAAUAAGCAGGUCGUUAAGGGUAGAUAUCAGUAGAACAGGGUUAAGACCUGUUCCAGAAGAAGAUGAAGACCAUCCAACGAUGUCAGAAUCUUUCACCUCUACAAUAUCUACUCCUGAGACCGUCCUGAAAGUGCACUCAUUGCCGUCUUCCGACUUGGACCUAAGUGGAUCCCUUGCAGAGUCUACAGAUUCAACCACAGUCUUCUGCUCAGAUGAACCAGUUCUAGUCAAUGGACCUAAGACUAUCAGCUUUCACGAGCGAGCCACUUCCAAAGAUGUGAUCGAAGAGCUGAACCGCAUGAUCAGAAAAGGAGAAGACAACGGAGAGAUUGAAACGACUAACACUGCCACAAACCUGGACAUGGCCUGUUGCUGUCCAACUGGAUGGGUCCAUGUUGAAAGGGACAUAGAUUUCACUGACCCUAAGGCCAGAGCAAAUCUUCUAGAUGUCAUGCUUGCUGCCAGUCACAGUUCGAGCAGUGCCAGCAGCUCCAGCAAUAGCAGUAGCAGCAGCAGUAGUGCCAACAAUAGUGACAGUGGCGAGGAGCCCCCAGACUACCAACAUCUCCAUCGCUUGCAUCGAUUUCGCAGGCAAAAGAAAGCAUCAGCCACAAGAGAGCCCCUAGGAGCCUUACGAUGUUCAGCAUCGACCCCGCGCACUUCCAUCAUUGGACGAGACGAUUUCUUUGUCCGCUUUGGCGACAAGGAGCGUGAGGCUGUUGCCAGCUUUGAUUUCCUAGAAGAGUUGUCAACAACGUCGGUGAGUGGUGCAUCGUCCUGCGACCAGCCGAUCUUGACCCUCACACCACGUGGAGACACCUCACCCUCCACCGAUAGUGAGCGACGCCACCUCUCGCUCAGUGACUCUUGUGCGGCAAGUUUCUCCGGGUCUGAACCCAGCCUCGACGUCCAGUAGACAGUUCAGUAUUGUAGCCGUAAGCGUUCAUCACUCGUUAGCUAGUACCGUACUUACCACAGUUAUGGAAUCAAUAUUUAACAUGCAGUACUUUAAAUAAUUAAUUAGUUAUCGUGAUUAAAAUCUGUAUUUGUUGUAUCAACUGCCAUAAACAGUAUGUCCUUGAUUCAUAAGCUACAGUAUAACCUCGUAUUCACAAAUUCCAAGGGUUGUGAACGUAAGAACGUGUUAUUAAAUAACUUGUAGUAACAAGUUUUGCACUUUUAAGAUAUCAAAACUUUGUGAUGUUCACCUAACCUCAGUGCAAUCGGCGACAAGCAAAAAUUAAGUAAUUUCAUUAUAAUUGAACCUUUGAUCGCUAAAUUCACUUAUAUAUAUCUUCUGGUUGUUUUAAUAUAAGCAUGCUUAAAUAAAUUAGAAUAAAAAACAACAGUACAGGGUGUUAAAAAAAUAUAAAACAUUCAGCUAUGGUGUAACUACCUAGAUAAAGGUUGUUUUUGAACAUACAUUUUUUACCAUACAAAUUAAAUUAUGAAGUAUUUUAUUUUCCCUAAUGCGACCCAUUUUAAGUUUUUAAGCACAAAAUCUCUUGUUCCAGAGGCAUGUUUUAAUGACAUGGAAAAUUCACGGGAUUUUAAGAAAUUUCUGUCAAGGAGGAAAUUGUAUUGGUGAGGUUCUACUGUAUUUUAAUCUUGAAAAUUUUGAUUUAUUGGUACCGUGUUUUAUUUACCAAUUAUUAUGUAUUGUAAUGUGUUUAUAAAAAUUGUCAAUAUAACCAACAUCACGACUCCGAUAUUUAAGAUUUUCUCAAUCUAAGUGGUUAAUUUGUAUUAAAAAAUUAGUUUACACUUAUUAGUUAAUUUUAAAAACAAAAGUUACGAUUUAUGUUAAAAAAUUGUCAAUAUUUUGAUUUGUCUAAUUUAUAGUUUCAAUUAUAAAUACAAAUAAAGUAUAUUUUAUAUUGAUUAACCCACUAUGUGCUGUGUAGUACACUAUAAUUAUGUUCUUUUAUUAAUUUGCUGCUUUUAAUGUACUGAUUACAGGGAUUUAUGGUUAAUCCCAGGAUUACUGAAUAAAGAUAUGUCAGAUUCUGGUAUUGAGCCUCUUUUUAGGUGAGAUAGUUUCCAACGGUCAUUUAAUACUUAUCUCUAUUAGAAAAACAAAUAUUCUGACCAUUCUGUUUUGCUUGAAUUGCAAUAAUCUUAAAUUGUACUGAAUUGGUCAGAAUUUUCUCAAUGUCACAGUAUUAUAUUUAUCAACAAUUUAAAUUAUUUUGGAAACCGUGCAUAUACUCUCCAACAAGUUGUAAAAUAAUUUGCCGUUUUAUAUAGAUAUUGUUUACAAAAUUCCUACCAUAUUGCAACUGUCCCCAUGGUAGCAUGAAAAUGUCUAUAUAACUUCACCGAACAAGACCCAGAGAGCCCAAUUUAGGUUAAUUUGGGUUAAUUCAUUGAGGUUAAUUCACCCCGUUCCAAAGCGGUUAAUUAGAAUUAAAAUAACUUAAUGCUAUAUAACGUGGCUUGUGGAAGCAAUAGCUGAUCCAAAAAAGUCCAAACAAGUUGAAACUGGUUGCAAAAAUAAACCUUAAAAUCAUCUCAGUUUAGUUCAUUGACCAACUCAGUAUGCCAUUAUUUAUAUACCUAGAGAAAAAUUAAAUUCAUUUUGGAAUGCUUAUACCAUUUCCUACACUUUUUUUAAUUAACAAUUUUUUUGUAUCUAAUACGGUUCCAAGAUAUCAAUUACAUACAAAUCCCAUCAGAAUUUCUUAAUCAUCAAGAACUGGCUAAAGAAAUGGUACAACUUGGUACAACAUUUAUUCUUAUAAAUGUCUCGGCAACAUUCAUUGUUUAACUUGGUUUACCAUUUCAUUCUAAUAUGACUGCCAUUCAGUGUUUUAUAUGAAAUCAGAUAUUUAUGUAACUUGAACAAUAUAAAAUGUGUUCUGGAUUUUGUAUCUCAAUUUCCAGAUAUCGAUUACUCAUGUAAUUCCCAUGAUUAUUAAUAUUUCAGCCGUCACAAAAUCUACCUACUUCUGAUUUCACUCCAAGUGAGCCGGUAGGAGGGCCUUGCUUUAUAAUAUCUAAAAAAUAACAUACCAAUCAAAAUUUUAUUUCAUCUUAGCUUACUUUUAUUGCAAACAAAUUGCACCAGGGUCAUAUUAUGAUUUUAUGACAUCUACGGUGAUUUCUAGAUGGCAAACAACAUGUGAUUUGGUACAUCUAUUAUAUAUUCAAAUACCGGUACACAUAAUUCUGAACAUUCUAAAAUAUUAGAUGAAAUUGUAUCUUUUGUGACAUAAAAGUAUUUCUAUAAAUAUUCUAGUAAUCCAUAACUCAGCAGCUAGAGGGUUAAUAAAUAUAGUAUAAAAAUAUUUUAAGCAUUUCUUUGUAAUCUAAUUAUUUUUGAAUUUGUUGUAUGGUGUGAUUAAUGCAGCACAUACUUUAAUUAUUUAUAUUUAUUUCAAUGUUAUUUAUUAUUAAUAUAUACUUAUGUAUAUUUAAUUCAACAUAAUAUACGCAGACUGAUUGUAUACAUUGUAAUUAUCAUAUUUAUAUAUUGUAAUGUAGUGUAUAAAUUGUGGAUAGUGGAUUAUGGUAUAUAUUUAAUAUUUGUAUAUUUUUAUUCCUACAGAUUAUGUAUAGCCAGCUAGUCCAUGUUGAUUUCUUUUACUUGUUACUCUAGUUUUUACUACACAAUUAUGAUUUAUCGCUGUGCCUGGGCAGUCAAAACAUUCAUGUACAGCAUUGAUUUGAACACAAUCUAAAUUAAAUUUACAGUAAGCAUUUUGUUGGGCUAUACUUACAAAUUUAUUUAUUUUUUAUUUGUAAUUAUUUCGUUUUGAUUAAAUUUUAAACAAACAUAGUUUUAUUUAAUCAGCAUGUAAUGAUAGUGCCACACAGAAGAGAUGUUUUAUUUUGGUAGAGUAACUAAGAGGCAGUUAACAAAGUGUAUUUCAAAAAGAUGUUAGCAAAUAACUAAACUUAAACAAGUUUGUCUACACAAAAACUUUUCUUUAAAAAUAUACUUUCUGUUAUGUUAAAUAUUUUACAGAUUUAGAUGAGAGAAGUUCAAUAUCUCAUCUGGAAACUUAAAAGUAAAUUCAUUAACAUUAAGAAUGUAACAUUUAAAUAUUUUAACGUAGAUCUUCCAAUGUAUUUCUUGUUGGUUAUUUAUAGAUCAAUAAAUAACACCUUAAUUGUGUAGUAAGAAUGAAAGUAUCAUAAGUGUGUUGUUUUAAUUUGUUGUUAAUAUUAAAGAGAGGGUAAUCAUUUAACAAGGUUGUACUGCAGGUUGUGUGCUGUAAUAUAGCUUCUGGUAAAUUUUUGUAAGUGAGAAAAUAUAUCAUUAAUUUUUCACCCUUAACACUUUUAGUCAGUUAGUUUUAAAGUGAAUCAUUUCAAAAACUAAAAUUCUGAAUUUUAAAUAUUUUGAACUUUUAAAGAUGUCAGAACACCCCUCUCCCUCCUUAAUAAUUUGAUUAAUUGAUUGGCUUUUCCUACUUAUACAAAGGUAGAGAAAUCUGUAGUUCCUUCUAUUGCAAUUACCAACAAGAGAAAUACAUUUAUAUAGAUAGUACCCACGAGUUCAAGAUUAUCAAAUAAAAAGAAUAAAUAUUUUCAAUUUUUUGAGAGAAAACCUAAUAUACCAGUUGAACACAUUCACAACAACGGCUUUUUUCAGGAUUUUUAUUUUCCGUCAAACUUUUCAAUAAUAAUGGCAGAAAACUGUAAUUAGUUUGUUUACAUCAAACGUCUAAGUAUAAUGAGAAAGGUAUGUAGGCUUCAAAAUUUUGCCCAAAAACAAUUAUUUCAUUAUGUUUUUUUAAAUUUUUCUCUGAGUACCCGGGGUACAAAAAAAAAAAACUAAUUUACCUUGAAAAUUAAGAAAUCAUGCACCCGGGAUAGUCUGAGUUAUAUAUUUAAUCACGGGAUCAAAUUAAACGAACCACUCAGACAGGCAAACAAAAAAAAAAAUCGUAAUAAGGAAAUGCAAAGCAACGUGUCAGGCACACAAUGCAUUUUACGAAAGCCCAGUGCGUACCUGAUGGGGUCUUGAACGUGUUAAAUUAAAUAGAAGUUACCAUUUUAUUCUAAAAUUUAUGUACUAUCUACUGAAAUUAAGUGGAAAAUACCAUAAUUAUAAAAGGUAUUAACUAUCAUUGAGGUAGUUUGAUCAAUUAAAUAAACCAUUCUUCAUUAAUAUGAAAUUCUACAAAAUUAAACAAGAUCAGAAAUUUUACUAAAGAGAUCAGCGUAAUAAUUGUGUUUUAAAGUUUUAUUGUUGAUAAAGGACUCCUGCUAGACAAUAUAACCUUACAUGGUUAACUGUUUAGUCUCAUUAGUCAUGUAAUCUUUUGGCCUAUAAAUAUACUGUUAUGGUAAUGAGAACAGAAUCACUACUAGAUAAUAUUUUUUUAAGAGAUUCAUUCAAUGCAUGUAGCAUUUUAAUCAGCUGUUCCAAACAUUUUUGAGGGUAAACAAUCCAAACCCAUUUUGUUAACUGAGAUAUAGCAUUACUAAGCAUUAUGAUAAUUAUUGCAAAUUGGUAACCUAACCUCAACUAUUGUUUAAUUGAAGGAGGCCUUUUGUUUUGAAACACUGUGAAAGUAGAGUUACAUGAACUACUGUACCUAAGACAUUGUUUGAAACUUCUAUACAGCACUCGAGGGAUUACUGCAACUUGUCUUUGCCGUAGUGUGCAACAUCUACUUUUGUUGUAAUGGAAGCUAUUAAUUUGUUACAGCCAUUACAUAAGAAGUUAUGUAGAAUUAUGUAUAACCAUUACAUAUUGUGUGCUUACGAGUAUAACAAAUUCUAUUCAUUUCAACUAGUGGUAUAAUGUUAUCAAGAGGAGGAAACGGUUUAAUCGUCACAUAAUUUAGAGAUUUUUUUUAGUUUUUUUAGAGCAGUCCACAGAGUUUGCCUCUGCUUGCUUCACUCGGUAAUCAUGUUCAUGUAUCAUAACUUUGAACAAACUACUUUGAUUUUCAUAACCACCAAACUAACUACUGAAAACUAUACUUACUCCAUUCAAAACCCAGUUGGGCUUUUGCUUCACCAGCAAUGCACUUCCAAUGCUUUUCCAUCUUGGUUUAUUCCAAAAUUUUUUCCCAUCUUCCUCAAGUCUGCUCCUAUGUGAUCUCUCCAUCUUAUUCUUAGUCUUCCCUUGAUCUCAUUUCCUCUGGUCUUCUUUCCCACACUCUUCAAAUGACCGAUUCCUUAUCCCCUCUAUCAGCAUGGCCCAGCCAUUUUAAUCAUCUGCUUCUUACAAGAGCAACCACAUCUGGUUCCCAGUACAAGUCUCUUAGUUUCCUUUUUUUCCCAUUCUUUUUCCUCUUGGAUAGGGCCACAAAUUUCUUCUUGGCUGAGGUCUAUAGUUACAUUAGUUAUCUACUCAUAAAAAAUAAUUCUACACAUAUCAGUGGCAACUAAAUUGCAUUAUAAAAAGUUUGGUGGUUGUAAAAGCUAAGGAAACCCCUCCUCACAUUUCGUACAAACCACAGAUUUUUCAUUUUUCCGCCCGGUUUUGCAAAAUUCAUUACUGAUAAGCUGGUAGAUAAAUUUAUUUUAGAGGACUGUCACACAUGUGAGACAAGUAGAUUAGAGAUCACAUUACUAAUUUCAUUCCCAGACUGGUAAUUUAUAUAUAAUCUUAAAAUAUAAACUUUUAAUGAUAAUUCACUAAUUAAAGAAACAAAAACGUAAUAAUUAAGUACUUUUUGACAUACCUUGAAAUUACAAUAAAUAAUCCACAUGUUUCAAGUUGUUAACAUAUCUCAAAUUGAUAUUACAGUCUUUCCAUUUGACUACAGCAUUUCAGUCAGCCUUUUAGUAUUUUAUUUCUUGGCAUCAAUGAAACUCCCCUGUUAGGUUCUGGAACUUUUUUGGAACAGACCACAACAAAGAAUACAUUUAAAUAUGGUACUUACUAUAGUGCAAUAACUUUUUUUAGAGUAACGAUUUUAAUUAAAAUAAAAAAAAAAUCUUUUAAGACACAGAAGCUGUAUUAGGAACUGGAAUUUAUGUGUGGUGAUAUUACUUAUGUAGAUUUUCAUUUUGUUCUGGCUAUUACUCAUAAAAGUAACUCGUGAUAACUAUUAGAAACAAAUGGGAGAGCACUCGGCUCGUACGUUUGUUAGGCUAGGUCAAAGUGCAAUUGUCCCCCUGUGUAGAUAGACUCCAUGUAAAUAACCGACCUUUGUAUUAUCUGUCUCAUUUCUACAAUUAUUAUGGAAUAAUAAACAUGUUUAUUAAGACAUAUUA
Messenger RNA from Homalodisca vitripennis (glassy-winged sharpshooter), 10124 nucleotides. RefSeq lists its product as uncharacterized. Bases 1 to 3861 code for a protein of 1286 amino acids. The record is from RefSeq and is a predicted model, not a curated record. The transcript has 15 exons. NCBI's taxonomy places the organism in Eukaryota, Metazoa, Arthropoda, Insecta, Hemiptera, Cicadellidae.